Molecule: messenger RNA, 2305 nt
Organism: Cucurbita pepo subsp. pepo (vegetable marrow)
Lineage: Eukaryota; Viridiplantae; Streptophyta; Magnoliopsida; Cucurbitales; Cucurbitaceae
Product: wall-associated receptor kinase 2-like
Biological process (GO): cell surface receptor signaling pathway; protein phosphorylation
Cellular component (GO): plasma membrane
Molecular function (GO): polysaccharide binding; calcium ion binding; ATP binding
Source: RefSeq, a predicted model, not a curated record
AUGGAGCGUCAAAUCGAGACGCUUAUUCGACUCAUGAUCGUAAACAUACUCAUCCUAUCGUCACCGGUUUACGCAUCUCAAGCCUUACUCGGCUGCCCCGAUCGGUGUGGCGACUUGCAGAUACCAUAUCCAUUCGGAACAAGGGAAGGGUGUUACCUAAACAAAAAUUUCUUGAUUACCUGUAACACAACUCAUUUCGAUCCCCCGAGGCCAUUUCUCCGGACCGGCAACAUUCAAGUUACGAAUAUAUCCAUCUCCGGUGAGCUUCAAAUCUUGCACUUUGGAGCCAAAGAUUGCUACCCCAAAAACAAUAGCGUCGACGCACGUCGGACCUCCGCCACUCUCAACUUAUCCACGUUCACAGUUUCCAGUACCAAAAACAAGUUCACUGUUAUCGGCUGUGAUACAUACGCUUUUCUUUCUGGCCAAAUCGAGGGGCAAAGCUAUAGAACAGCAUGCGUGGCGUUGUGUGAUAACAUCACCACCGUAAGAGAUGGCGCCUGCUCAGGUAAUGGGUGCUGUCAGCUUGACAUCCCUAGCGGCUUAAAGGGUUUGAGAUAUAGGGUGCGCAGCUUCGACAAUCACACCGACGUCUUGAGCUUUAAUCCAUGUGGGUAUGCCUUUGUGACCGAGGAAGACAAGUUUCAUUUCUCGGCGGCUUAUAUUCGUGAUUUCCCACAAAGGCAAGUUCCUGUUGUGCUUGAUUGGGGUAUUAGUAAUACCACUUGCUCCACGGCUAACAAAAAAAGUAAUUGUGUUUGUGGGCCCAAUAGCAUGAUGGUUAACCCUCUGCCUGAUGGAUCUGAGUAUCGUUGUGGGUGCUUGGAUGGGUUUGAGGGUAAUCCUUAUCUUCCUCGAGGAUGUCAAGAUAUUGAUGAAUGUAGGGAUGAAAGGCUGAAUGAUUGCAAGUUUGAGUGUGUUAACACUGAAGGGAACUAUACUUGUAAUUGUCCGGAGGGUUUUAAAGGUGAUGGACGACGUGGGGGUGAAGGUUGCACUCGAAGCUCCAAGUCUUUUGUUCAAGUUAUCAUUGGAGUAUCCGUGGGGUUCACAGUCUUAGUAAUUGGGAGUACAUGGCUAUACUUAGGCUACAGAAAAUGGAAGCUCAUCAAACUAAAAGAGAAGUUCUUCGAGGAAAAUGGAGGCUUAAUGCUUCAACGACAUCUCUCUCAAUGGAAAUCAUCCACAGACAUGGUCACAAUCUUCACCCAAGAGGAGCUAGACAAGGCCACAAACAAGUACGAUGAAAGCGCCGUGAUUGGAAAAGGCGGCUACGGCACAGUCUACAAAGGCAUCUUACCCGACGGCUCAGUAGUAGCAAUCAAAAAAUCAAAAUUAGUGGACCAAUCCCAAACAUCCCAAUUCAUCAAUGAAGUCAUUGUUCUUUCCCAAAUCAACCAUCGAAACGUGGUCAAGCUCUUAGGGUGUUGUUUAGAGACCCAAGUCCCAUUAUUGGUCUACGAGUUCGUCACCAACGGCACCCUCUUCGAUCACAUCCAUGACACUACCAAACACGUCCCACUUUCUUGGGAAGCUCGCUUGAGAAUCGCUUCGGAAACAGCCGGGGUCAUUUCGUAUUUGCAUUCAUCAGCUUCCACUCCAAUCAUCCAUAGAGAUAUCAAGACGACCAACAUACUUUUAGACGAUAAUUACAAUGCAAAGGUCUCUGAUUUCGGUGCUUCCAAAUUGGUUACAUUGGAUCAAACUCAAUUAUCCACUAUGGUUCAAGGGACUCUUGGAUAUUUGGACCCGGAGUAUUUGUUAACGAGUGAGUUGACGGAGAAGAGCGAUGUGUAUAGCUUUGGAAUUGUACUUCUAGAGCUGAUAACCGGGAAGAAGGCGGUGAGUUUCGAGGGGCCGGAAGCGGAGAGGAAUUUAGCUAUGUAUGUUCUAUGUGCAAUGAAGGAAGAUCGGUUGGGGGAGGUUGUGGAGAAGGGAAUGGCGAGGGAAGGGGAGUUUGGGCAGAUAAAAGAAGUGGGGAAGGUGGCGAGGAAGUGCUUGAGAAUUAGUGGGGAGGAGCGGCCGAGCAUGAAGGAGGUGGCUAUGGAGUUGGAGGGUUUGAGAGUGAUGGUUGAACAUGAGUGGGUUAAUGAAGAAAAUUUGGUGGCGGAUGGAGCUUCGAAUAUGUUUGUGGUGAGUGGGAGUACAAAUGUUGUGGAUGAUAGCAUGAAAGUUCAGAUUUUGCCACUGAUUCAUGAUGGAAGAUGAUGAAUUGUUUGAUGAGCUCAAGAUUGUUGGUUACUCAAAUCGCAUAUAGUUUGAAUUUCAAUUCCCAACUUCAUUAUGUACUAAAUGUUUUGGAGUU